Messenger RNA from Scleropages formosus (Asian bonytongue), 5749 nucleotides. RefSeq names its product TNF receptor-associated factor 2-like. Gene Ontology annotation, molecular function: tumor necrosis factor receptor binding; zinc ion binding; ubiquitin-protein transferase activity. Gene Ontology annotation, biological process: regulation of apoptotic process; positive regulation of canonical NF-kappaB signal transduction; tumor necrosis factor-mediated signaling pathway. The record is from RefSeq and is a predicted model, not a curated record. The coding region runs from base 164 to 1876 and encodes 570 amino acids. Gene Ontology annotation, cellular component: cytosol; plasma membrane signaling receptor complex; cytoplasmic side of plasma membrane. NCBI's taxonomy places the organism in Eukaryota, Metazoa, Chordata, Actinopteri, Osteoglossiformes, Osteoglossidae. The transcript is spliced from 11 exons.
CGAAAACGAACGGGGUGGAGCGGGGGGGGGGCGCUACACCAGUCUUCGCCGCACAGAUGACGCCUCCGCGACGCUGGUGCCGCGCGUGCGUGUGCUCGGGGGGUAACGCCGGUGACUCGAGUGAUCCCAGUGAGAGUAAGCCGCGACGCCAGCGAGGCUAAGGAUGGCUGAGCAGGAGCCGUCCCCGCCGUCCUCCCUGGAGGGCAACAAGCCCGGCUUCCCCACCUCCGUCCUGGCCGACAAGCACGAGGACAAGCACCUGUGCACCGCGUGCCAGAAGAUCCUGCGGAGGCCCUUCCAGGCCGAGUGCGGCCACCGCUUCUGCUCCUACUGCUUCAACCGGGCCGUCAGUUCUGGACCCCAGAAAUGCAGUGCCUGUAUUAAGGAAGAUAUAUUUGAAGAACCGACGUCUAUUCUGAAGCAAGGAUGUGCCUUCCCCGAUAACGCGGCCCGGAGGGAAGUGGAAGGCCUUGCUGCAGUUUGUCCAAAUGAAGGAUGCACAUGGACAGGAACAGUGAAAGAGUAUGAGCGUAACCACGAGGGAAAGUGCGAGUUCAUGAUCGUUCCGUGCCCUUCGUGCAAAGAGCUCCUGCGAUUUAACGAGCAGGAGCGCCACAACGAGCGCGAGUGCCCCGAGAGGACGCUCAACUGCAAGUACUGCAAGGAACCCUUUCAGUUUAAAAACAUCAAGGCUCACGAUGAGAUCUGCCCAAAGUACCCUAUGAUCUGUGAAGGCUGUGCCAAGAAAAAGAUCCCCAGAGAAAAGUAUGUGGACCAUAUUAAGUUCUGCAGCAAAUUCAGAGCACCGUGCAGAUUUCACGUUGUCGGGUGCGACAUGUCCGUGGAGAAGGAGAAGAUCCACGAGCAUGAACGCGCCUGCUCCUACGAGCACCUGAACCUCCUUCUGCACUGCAUCAUGGGCCUCAAGGUGAACCUGGAGGGCAUGCAGCCCCAGAGUCUCGAACUGGCCAGCCACAAGAUCCACGAGCUGCACCAGUCGCUGCGAGACCUGGAGGCACGCGUGAGCAAGUUGACCGCGGCGGCGGCCGCCGCCCCCGUGCAGGGGGCAUGCGCCCCUGCCGCGCUGCCCACCUCCUUCACGCCUCUGCCUAGCGCCGGCGCCGCCGCCCUGGAGCUGCAGCUGCAGAGCGAGAAGGCCAAGGUUGCGGAGCUGGGCCGCCGGUGCCAGGAGCUUGAGUUGAAGGCGUCCACCUUCGAGAACAUCGUGUGCGUGCUGAACCGCGAGGUGGAACGCGCCGCCACCACCCUGGAGGCCCACAACCGGCAGCACCGGCUGGACCAGGACAAGGUGGAGACCCUCAGCAAUAAGGUGCGACAGCUUGAGAGGGCCGUGGGCCUGAAGGACCUGACCAUCGCGGAGAUGGAGGGGAGGCUGCGCGAGAUGUCGGCCGCAACGUUCGACGGCAUCUUCGUCUGGAGGAUCUCGGACUUCACCAAGAAGAGGCAGGACGCCAUCGCUGGGCGGGCGCCCGCCAUGUUCUCUCCGGCCUUUUAUACGAGCAAAUAUGGCUACAAGAUGUGUCUGAGGAUCUACCUGAACGGUGACGGCACGGGACGCGGCAGCCACCUGUCCCUCUUCUUUGUGGUGAUGAGGGGUCCCAGUGACGCACUUCUGAAGUGGCCCUUUAACCAGAAGGUUACGCUAAUGCUGUUGGACCAGAACAACCGCGAACACAUCAUUGAUGCCUUCCGUCCCGAUGUGAGCUCCAGCUCGUUCCAGCGGCCCGUCAGCGAGAUGAACAUCGCCAGCGGCUGUCCGCUCUUCUGCCCGCUGUCCAAGCUGGACUCCAAGAACACCUACAUCCGAGACGACACCAUCUUCAUCAAAGCUAUCGUGGACCUGACGGGCCUCUAGUCCUCUGCGUCCAGCUUCCCGGUCGUUUCACUUAUCCUGCAGCCAAGGCUAAAGGGAACCGCAGUGUGGGGCUCUGGUUGUUACAGGUCGAAGGGCUGCGUGAGGAUAUUCAGCUGCCGAACUCGUCCCUCACUAGCAGCCCGGUGUCGCCAUGGUUUCAUUGCUUCAAACGAUCGACAUGCAGCAUACUAUACUCUCCUUUAGGUGUAAUAGCUUUGCUGAUGUUAUCCAGCAGGGGGCACCACAGUCUCAUGAAACACUGGGUGUCUCACUUGCCUUGUUCUAAUAACCCUAGAAUAACUCAGGAGCAGCGUUUUAGGAAAUGGCGAAACAAAGAAAACCUCUGGAAUUUCAGAGAAGGGGUGGGAUUUAAGGUACUCCGAACAGCUCCCGGCGCGUGCCGUCGUUCUGGUGAGAAUGUAAGGAGUUGGCAGUGAGGGAUUGCUCCCAGCCAAGGCCUAGGUGUCAAAGCACUUGUGAAAGAGUAUGAUGGAGAAUGUCCUCCACCACUGGGUGGCGCUGGUGAACAAGCAACAUUUGAACCGCCGAUCGAUUACGCUCGUUUAAUUGGUAAUGCCCUAAAAAUGUCUUCGGACGCGAGGGCGAUGUGAAGUCUCUCUAGUCUAGUCUUCUAGAGCUUUUUGUAACUUCAGGCUCCUGUAUAUACCCUUUGACAUUUUGAACAUAUUGCCUUAUUUUGAGCAAAUUUGCAUAGACAGACGUGGAGUUACAAGAACAAAAAUUGUGCACAUUAAUUUGCCAUUUUGCUACUAGCGAGCCUGGAGAGUAUCACACCGUGAGCUUUUGAUGUUCUCUUGCGUAUUUUGUUUUUCGUGCAACCCUCACCUUUAAGCCCUACCUAUGUAUUUAUUGGUAAUUAUCCGUAGUGGUGGACAUUGCCUAAAUUCCUUAGAUUAAACACGUCGUUUGGGUUUAGCCCGCCGUGUCGUCAUGUGCGUCGCUUUCUUUCCGUUGGAGUCGUUUUUAAAUUGCAACGUUGACCUGCAUGUUGGAUCUGUGGAAGAUACACCAGAGUUCGCAACAAAUUAGCAUCGUUUUCCGACAAAACCUAGCAGCUAAAGUUAUCCCCGAAUCUCAGGACGGGGAUUUGUACUCGAUUGCACUCUUAGAUUUAAACUACAGAAUGGAGUGUUUUGCAAGUAGAAAUUUGAAAUUUAAAGGUAUAAGAAGGCUCAAGAUUUCCAGGUAAACUUUUUGUAUUUCUGAAGAAGUCCUGUUUUUGGUGUUGCGUCACAGCUUUUAGCUAUGGUCGAGCAGGUACGGCAGUAAAGGUCCGUGAUUCAGCCUGACAAGCGAAAGACAUUAUUAGCAUAGUUUUUCAGUGCAGUCAGAGGACUUAAGGAUAUGUAGGAAAUUUGUUCCGCAGCUGUAGGGCUUGUGUUAUGUGUUUGUGGUGGGUUGGUGUAUUGGGAUGGGGUCAGGUGUGGUGCGAGUUGUCCUUAAUCAGGCUCUGGGGGGAGGAUUGGGUGGGGCCACGGUGGUGAAACAGAACCAAAGAGCUCUCUUUGUCUCACAAUACGGUGCAUUCCCCCCCCCCCCCAUAUUUUACCGCCAUGGAACAGUGCUGAUGGUGCACAACAACUCUUGUCUCUUUGGUUUGUUUCACCUGUUAUUUUUCUUUGCAGAAAAUUUGUUCUCAUAAGUACUGAUAUAUGUAAAUACAAAGCAGUAUUAUUAUGACCUGCAAUGAUGAUGAUUAUUAUUAUUAUUAUUAUUAUUAUUAUUAUUAUUAUUUCAAUAAUAGUAGAUGUCAACGAGGUGCACAUUGGGUCCAAGCUCAAUGCAGGUCUCAUUUACAUGGAAAUGGCUGAUGUUCCCCUGGUUUCCACAAACUGGCCAAGAGUGUCUAACACUUUGAAGGAGAUUUUGUCUAGUGUUCUGGCACACAAACGGGACAUGGCUGUUAGAAGAGUCCACUCUAACCCCCCCCCCCCCGUGUUUUUUUCUAGUCUCUGUGCAGAAAGGCUGCCAACCCAACCUGUUUGCAAACCCACCUCUGCAGACAUUGAAUUUUCUCUGUGCACGAGAAGCUUCAAUUCUGAGAAAUACAUACUGUUAACUGUUGGCGAACUCUGCAGUCCAGCGGUGAACACGUUUUAUUUGUAUUCCGUUUCUUUCAGAUGACAUGGAAGCAUAUAAAAUAACUAUAAUGGCGAUUAUGUUAUGAUAUUUCAUAUUUAAGUAAACAUAAGCAGAUGCAUAUCUGCAAUAUAACAAUAUAUAUGUUUUUCACAAUUGCCUUGUGCUGCCGAUAUAUUGCUGUGAAUAUUCCAUAAUUAACCCUAUGUCUAUUCAGUUAUAAUAUAGUCUAUUAAUAAAUAAUAUUUAUACAAUUAUAUGGGGUGGUGGGUUGGAAACAUGUUUGGGUUGCAUUUAUGUCCUGCCUGCUGCUUCAGAAGCGGGAAAUAAAAUCCUCCCUUCAUAUUCCUGAUUACUUUAAUUUUCUUACAUAUUUGUGAAAAUGUUCACUUUGAAGCUUCUCUGUAAACAUUGUUUUGACACCAUUCUCAAACACUACAUCCAACCCAGUAACAUUGUAUAUUAAGCUGAGUUUGUAUAUACAAGUUUAUAAAAAGUUGCAUUGAAUAUUAGUAUGUUUUGUAUAACUUGGCAGCAGUUUGCUAUUUGUUCAAUUAUGUAGCAGUCAGUUUUAGAAAUGGGGUUUUUAAGCGAGACUAUAUGUUAGGCAUGUUAGGCAUGCAUGUUAGAGAACAUUUAACCCUCUGUGGUUUUGCAUAUUUCUCUGUGCCUGUUAAUGGAGCUUGUAUAACCCCCCUGGUAAAAUUGAGGUUCUUAUCGGCUCAGCAUAUUGCAUGUGGCCAUGUAUGUAAUCUUUAGCAAAUUCACAUCAAAGAAUGUUGGAUACCUAAAAGCGCAAACAUUUAUUAAAAGCUCACACAUGCAGUAGCAUUUAACCAAAUCUUAUAUAAGUCACUUCUGUUGUCCGAUUUGAAUGUAUUUAAUGUCUGGUCACUUUCAACAGAUCAAAAUCCCUGAAGUACCUUUUUUCUUCAAUUUAUCACACUUUAGAAAACAUUUAUUUUUAUAGUUUUUAACCAGUACUGUUGUACUAUUGUAUUGUUUCUUUAUUCUGCUAAUGUAAUAGUGAAUAUAUAUAAAUUAAUUUCCCUGGAACAUGGCUGUGGUCAAAUUAAUAGGUAAUGGUGAAAUCUUAUAAUCCGUUAUAUUUCAAGCAACAGAGUGUAAGAAUAACGCUGGAUAUAAUGUUUUGACAUUUCAUGUUCUGCUUUAUGAAUAUGAUAGAUGUUGACUUUGUGAUUAUCGGCAAGUUAAUGUGUUGUGAAGAAGGGUUGUUUGUGGGAUGGUUCUUUGAAGUAUCAGUAUACCGCUGUUUAACGCACGUAGGUUCUUCUGAUGUGGUGUGGGGAUUAAGUAAAUUUCUUCACUAUUAUUUGGUGCCUUUUUAAUUUUUUUUUGUACGUUUAUUCCAGAAUUUUAAUGAAGAAAUAAAGCUAGCUGUCUUAAUUCAUAACAUGUUGUUAAAUUACCUUAUUUUUGAACUUUACAGUGAAUUAAAAGGUGUGCAUCAACUUCCAAAGGGUCUGAUUACAGGUGGACCCCGAUUUACGAUGGGGUUACGUUCUGCAAAACCCAUCAAGUUGAAAAUAUUGUUAGUUGAAAAUGCAUGAAAUACACCUAACGCACAGCUCUGGGUGACACUCCGGGUUACGAACGUCCAACUUGCAUACAACCCAUUGUUACGAACCACCUCUGUAAAGCCUGUUAUAUUAAAAAUUUGAGUUACGUACAAUGAUUCGUAAUAGCAAACGGCCACUACUUUGCGAUGCGCAUCAAAACGUUUUGCGUCUACAGCGGUUCGUCAGCCUGAGG